Molecule: messenger RNA, 8584 nt
Organism: Paramacrobiotus metropolitanus
Lineage: Eukaryota; Metazoa; Tardigrada; Eutardigrada; Parachela; Macrobiotidae
Product: protocadherin-like wing polarity protein stan
Biological process (GO): cell surface receptor signaling pathway; homophilic cell-cell adhesion; G protein-coupled receptor signaling pathway
Cellular component (GO): plasma membrane
Molecular function (GO): G protein-coupled receptor activity; calcium ion binding
Source: RefSeq, a predicted model, not a curated record
AUGGAUAAGACGAUUCGCCGCUGGCCGCCAUUUGGCCUAUUGUUAUCGUGGUCACUAUUAUUAGUAUUUACACCCUGUCAGAUUUAUGCAUAUGAUUUUAUUUUGCCGCGAAUAUUUGAUGAAACUCGUGAUUCCCUGGAGGAAUAUAAUGCCGACCAACUGUUUCCUAUUUUGCUCAAUUUUUCGCUGCUGCCCAGCGAUGCGUGGUCAUAUAGCAUACGCGAAGUAUGGAAUGAUGCACCGCAAUACACGGCCAGCAGUGCAUUGUGCGAGCCAUCAACCUGGCAAGAAGUAUUAACAUGGGAACACCGUAGCCGUUCGUUACGCCUGGAUGCCGGUAUACAAAGCCUGCUCUCAUCAUCGCGGCUAACUGUGAUAAUUGAAGCAAAAAGUGCUUCCUUUGUGUCACUUAUACCCAUCACAAUCCAUGGAGCAUUAAAAAAUUGGCAUGAAAACUCAUCCGUAACGGCCGAUUAUCCGCACAUUAUACAAAGUUACCAGAGCGGCCAGACCUGCUAUAAUCCCCUAAUAGCCGGCACCGCGGCGGGAGAGAUUGUCAAUCUAAAUCACUUAUUACCGGCUUUUGUCAGGGAUGCGGAAAAAACAACCAUUACACUGCCAUCAACAGCGUCAAUACAGAACGUUCUCGUAUAUCCUGAGAAAAAACUCUGCUUCUUGAAGCCACUGGAUAAAUACAACAGUUUAUAUGUGAAAUACAACACCGGUGGUCAGUCAUUGCCAGCUGUACAAACAGUCGAUAUCCUAUUUACCGCUAAGACCGAGCAGCAUGUCAUUACAAAGGAGGCCAAACAUAAACAGCGUAAACACCGCCGCCCGCGUGCCUCGUCCCACCAUUUCGGUUUUCCCGAGAGCUAUUAUACGGUGGACAUUCUGGAAGAACAGCCGUCACCGGUGGAUGUCAUUAAGAUGAAUACGACGAACAAUGCGCCGGCCGUCUUUCACAUGGUGGCACUGAUGGACUCACGGAGUCAGGCGCUGUUCACCAUUGACUCACAGUCCGGGUGGGUGCGCACCCAGGCGGUGCUGGAUCGCGAGACCAUCAGCCAGCAUCACUUCCGCAUCACCGCUGUCUCUCAGCCCGACCGCCUGUCGACCGGCACGGCCACACUGCAUGUGCGCGUCCGGGACGCCAACGACAACAUUCCCACCUUUGAGAAGAGUGACUAUGAUGUAAUGCUGUCGGAGAGUGCGCUUUCGGGUUCCGUGGUUGUGACCGUGCAUGCCGGUGACGGUGAUGAGGGCGAAAACGGUCGAGUGCUGUAUUCGCUCAUCAAUCCAAAGGGGCCAAAAAAUGAUGUGUUUCACAUUGAUUCGCACACUGGUGUAAUCACCACUCGAUUGCCUCUUGAUCGUGAGCACACGGAGGAGCACGUUCUUUACGUAAAGGCCGAGGAUGAAGGUCGCGGGCAAAAUAAGAAAAGCAGCAUUGCCAAAGUCGUGGUGAAAAUUUUGGAUGAAAACGACAACACACCCACGAUUACAUCCAACACAUCGUGUAACCUGGAUGUGCGGGAAGAUAUUGAUUGGAGUACAAUGCCGACCAUUGCGCAAGUGCACGCCGAAGACAAGGAUCAGGGAUUGAAUGGACAAGUCCGUUAUUCCAUUAUUGGAGGCAAUCCAAAUGGCCAGUUUAUUUUGGAUGCCGUGACGGGAGAUCUGAAAGUUGCGGCACAGUUGGAUUACGAAUCUGAGCGAAAAUAUCGAUUGCUCAUACGCACGCAGGAUCUGGGCAGUCCGCCUCGAAGCAACACAACAUUGUGCAAUAUAAACGUCAUCGAUAUGAACGACAAUGAGCCAAAGUUUUCCACUUCGCUGUACCAAACCAAUAUUGCUGAGGAUGCUCAUGUGGGAUAUCCGGUGGUCCAGUUACGCGCGUACGACAGCGACGAGGGACCAAAGGGGAAGAUUGUUUAUACUAUCAAAAAUCAAUCAACCAGCUUGGAGAUGAUGCCGUUUGUAAUUGAUCCGGAUUCUGGCUGGAUUAGCACUUCGACGCGAUUAGAUCGCGAGCGCAAGGACAAAUACGAGUUCAACGUGGAAGCCCGUGAUUUGGGCCAGCCAGCGCGCUCCUCCACGGCCUCCGUGGUCAUCAGCGUCCUGGACGUUAAUGACAACGGGCCCAUCUUCGAGCAGCGUGAGUACAAUGUGUCCAUUUCCGAAGGAGCGCUGCCGGGCACACAGAUCGUCACUGUGCGCGCCACCGAUCGGGAUUUAAAUGCCCGGCUGACAUACCAAAUCAGAGGCAACACCGAUGACAAUCGCUUCAGUAUCAUUAAUCAAAACGGCCUCGGUUUGAUACUAUUAGCCAAACCGAUCAACUACCGACGCGGCGCGCGUCUGGUGGAACUGCUCAUCCAAGUGGCAGAUGAGUCGGGAAAAAAUGAUCGGGCCAAAGUGACUGUCCACAUUCUGGCCGCUAAUCUCCAUCGACCCACUUUCUUAAAUGCUCCAUUUAGAAUUCAAAUCCCCGAAAAUAUACCCACGGGGACAACGGUUAUCGAGCUGAAGGCGAGCGAUGAUGAUGUGGGUGAUAAUGGGCGGAUAACGUACACGCUGGGACAGGACGCCGAUAUGGCCGAUAACUUCCACCUUCAUCCGGUGAGCGGUGUGCUGAGCGUGAAAAAAGCACUGGAUCGUGAGCGGCACAGCACGUACACCGUGCCGGUAAUCGCCACUGACCACGGAGCACCGCCGCUGUACGACACCACGGAUGUUCUGGUUGAACUAAUUGAUGCCAACGAUAACGCCCCAGUUUUUCUCCAGCCGGCCUAUUUUGUGGCUGUCAAGGAGGAUGUGAGUCCCCACACCAGCAUCACGCAACUCUCGGCUCAUGAUCCUGAUUUCGGGUUGAAUGGCCUUGUCACAUACACAUUUGAAGGUGGAUACAGUGCCAACGGGACUUUUUCCAUCGAUCCCGCGCUGGGCAUCGUGCGCACCACGAGAUGGCUGGAUAGGGAAACGCACAACACUUACGAGUUAAUCGCGUUGGCUGUUGACCGCGGACAACCCAGAGCACUAUCGUCUACUGUCCAGCUCACUGUCAAAGUGCUAGAUGUGAACGAUAAUGCACCGGCAUUUGCGGCGGAAAUACUGAAUUUCUAUGCGCCUGAGAAUUUAACGGUGGGAUCAACAAUCGCGGAGAUUUUGGCAUCAGAUCCGGAUGAAGGGCAAAAUUCCGUAAUUGAAUACGCUAUCGUCUCUGGACCAGAUGCCGAGAGUUUCGCUUUGGUCACGCGCCCCAACCAGCCACCCCUGCUGUCCAAUCUGAUUGAACUGGACGCCGAGGGGAAGAAGCAAUAUAAGCUGGUUAUUCGGGCUUCCUCGCCGCCGCUGCAAACCGACGUGACAGUGAAUAUUUUCGUCACAGAUAUCAAUGAUAAUGCACCGGUCUUAAAAGAUUUCCAUAUAAUUCUGAACAACUAUCCACGACAUUUCCCACAUGGCAUAAUUGGUCGUGUACCAUGUUUUGAUCGGGAUGCCACAGCCAAGCUAGAGUAUAAGAUUAUGACCGGAAAUAAGCAGAGCUUGUUGUCGAUCAAUCCGACCAAUGGUGACAUCCAACUAAGUGCCAGUCUCAAUUCGGACAUUGCAUAUUCUGCCAAGUUCACAAUUCAAGUAUCAGGGUCGCAGUGCGAGAUCGAUUUGAGAAAAACUGAAUGUUCGGAGGGUCUCUGUCGAAAUCCAUCGGUGUGUGCAACAAGUUCUUUAAGCGCCGCUGUCCAAUGCGUUGGUUGUCCUGACAAAUCCCACCAUACCGAUUUAUGCGAACUGACCACGCGGUCGUUCGCAUCCGCUCAAAAAUCAUACAUAGUAUUCCCUGGAGUAAAAUCCCGAAAUCGGUUUUCAGUUUCUCUCAGAUUUGCAACGACAAGCCAAAUGGGUCUACUGAUGUAUAACGGUCGCUAUACCGACAAUACCGACUACUUUGCAUUGGAAAUUCAUAAUGGCACUAUUCGGUUUUCGUUUUCCCUGGGAAACGAACGACAAACCUCCAGUGUUGCGGUUUUUGUUGCUGAUGGAGAAUGGCAUGACGUGGAAAUAAACUUUUUUAAUAAGUCAGCCAAGGUCAAAGCCGACGGAUGUGACGAAAUGCUCGCAUUUAAAUACGGGAAUGUACUGGAUUAUCAUUGUGCCAGCACCACGACCCAAAUUCUCGACCCACAUUGCAAUAAUCCCGGGGCCUUAUGUAACCGCUUCAUGGACUUGACCGGACCGCUGUAUGUGGGUGGUUUGUCUGACGAGGUCAUCGAUACUCGGGUACCUUGGCGCCACUUCGAUGGAUGCAUACAUGAUCUACGUAUCGACGAAAAACGAAUGGAUUUUAAUGAUUUCCUAUUAGAACAUGCCACUAGCAUAGGAUGCCGACCGAAAUCCAGCGGAUGUGACGGUUCUCCAUGCCGGAAUGGUGGAACGUGCAGGAAUACAUGGAACGGAUACAAAUGCCAGUGUGCGCCUGGGUUCAGCGGCAAUGACUGUAGUAAAAUCGAUACGAACGAUUCUUACCAUUUCGACGGGAAAGGCUAUUUGAUAUUCCAUCCUCCCCUCAACAAUGACACACAACUGGGUAUCCACCUGCAAUUCCGCACCGACAAAGACAGCGGAACCCUGCUCAUCGUAAAGAUCAGCGAAGCAGUAUUGUAUUCCCUGGAAAUACUGCGCAAGGGUCUGGUUCUGCGGGGCAGUGUGACGGAGCGUCACGAAAGUGCCCUGCUCAUUGCCGAUGGUCAAUGGCACAGUCUGCGUUUAUUUAUGGAACAUCAUAAUCUUUUUGUGGAGAUUGACGGAAAAAACGAAUUCCAGUCGAAACUACCAGCUUCUCACAAUCUCGCCACGACUAUCCUAUUGGGAGGUCACAAAGAUCUGAAAAACAACGGGUUUUCCGGUUGCAUACAGAAUAUUAAUUUUUCCGGAAAACGGAUUCUUCCCACCCAUCGAUCAAGUGUGCGUAAUGGUUGCGGUUUCGAAGAGCGCUGUGACAGCGUUGUCUGUCCCCAUGAAAAUUCCGAAUGUGAGGAAACUAUAAAUGGUCCAAAAUGUGAGUGUAAUGCGGGGUAUAUUGGUAAAGAAUGCCGCGAUAUUUGUUCGUUGGAUCCGUGCGUCAAUGGGAUCUGCAUCCAUUCCGACGAAGAUGUGCAUGGAUACCGGUGCCGGUGUUUUGCCAAUUAUACAGGUCGCUACUGUGAAGAAAAAGUGGCAGAAAGUUGUCCGGCCGCCUGGUGGGUUCCAGUUUGUGGUCCUUGUAAUUGCGACACGUCCAAGGGGUUGGAUCCGCGAUGCGACAAACAGACCGGAGCUUGUGUGUGCAAAGAAAAUUAUUAUAAGCCACUUGGCUCAGACAGCUGCAAAGAAUGUAAUUGUUAUUCUCGUGGCUCAUUGACCAACGACUGCGACAGUUCCGGGCAAUGCCACUGCCAGAACGGCGUAAUUGGGCUGAAAUGCGAUACCUGUUCCAGUCCGUAUGCGGAAGUGACAUCCGACGGUUGUGUAGCGGUGUACGGAGCGUGUCCUCAAUCUUUCGCCGAGGGUAUCUGGUGGGACCGUACACCCUACGGAUCUCUUGCCCUGGAUCAGUGCCCUCGAAAUGCACUGGGCACGGCUACCCGGAUAUGCGACGCCUCCAGUAAGGCAUGGCUAGACCCCAUUCUGAUGAACUGCACCGGUUUGGCCUUUGACAUACCGGCCCAGCUUCUGGACGAAGUUCGUAGCAACAUGAUGAACCUUAACACGUUUAUGGUAGUGCGAAUUGUGGGCGAAUUGCGCACGGCACUGAACACUACGCCGCCGGAAGAUCUUUUUCCCAACGAUAUGAAAAUUGCCGGUGACCUUUUGCGUAUCGUCUUGGAAUAUGAGGGCCGGCAGUACGGCAUGAACCUGACGCAUCGUUUGGAUAAGAACUAUUUGUCGGAGUUGCUCGAAAGUGUCAGUCUCGUGCUGACGCAACGGAACGGGAAGGUCAACGUCAAUGAGACCAGUGCGUUGCUCCACUUAUUCCACGCUUACGCUAAGACCGUCGCCAAAUUCCACAAGGAGACCUAUGCUGACCCAUUUGAGAUUGUCACCAAAUACAUGAAAAUUGGCAUCCUGACCGGAUUAAUGCAGGAUGACAGUAUGAUGGUGCAAUUUCCGGCUGCGAUCCACGGUUACCCAAUAACCACACAGGCAAAAACCAGUGUGACAACAGAUGAUACAAUAUACUAUGUUGAGUAUUCCGAUGUUCCGGAGAUCUUAUCUAGCAACCAGAAAACGAGGCAUCAACAGAAUACCAAGACAUGGCUACCGGUUUCGAAAGGGUUCACUUUCGGUGAAAUUGUGGAAAAAGAUGCGGUAAUCGCUACGCCAGCACUGUACCAGUUUGCCGUGGUCAAACGGCGUUAUAUGGGACCAAUGCAGUGUAUGCACUGGGAUUUCGUGCAUUUGAGAUGGUCAUCGGAUGGCUGCUCCACCGGGCCGGCCAAUGCCACACAUAUUCAUUGCUCAUGCUUAUCAGAAUUGCUCGUGGCCGUGAUGACCGAGAGCAAUAUGUUGACCAAUCCUUUCCGUCGGGAUCUGACAGUCUUUCUUUUUAAUAUCAUCGUUUUCAUCUUUGCUAUUGUCCUGAAUUUUCUGGCGCUCAUGCUGCUAUGCGCGACUCGAUCACAUUCAGAUCUGAUUGGAAUUUUCCAGAAUAUCAUCUUCGUAACCAUUGCGACGGAUGUGGUUUUUAUCAUGGCGGCAGAUAUUGUUUGGGGCGUCUUUUUAUGCAAAAUUGUGGCGGUGUUAUUGCAUUACUUUUUCUUGUCAAAAAUGUUCUGGUGCUUUACUUAUGCCAUCCAUGUCUAUCGAAUUAUUCCCAAGGAUAUCCAACAACAGAAAGGACUAAUUCGCCUAUACUGCAUUUUGGGUUAUGCUGUUCCGGCGGCCAUUCUGGGAUUUUCUGUGGGAUUUCGCCCGGAUUGCUACGGAGCCGACAACUUCUGCUGGAUCACAUCGGAUUACCAUCUGUUACUAACGUUGGCUGUUCCCGCCAUGGCUUGCGGUGUGAUGACCUUAUGUCUACUGACAGCAUGUCAGUGUCGGAUGUUUAUGAAAAAGAACAGUGCAUCUCCAGUGCAAAACCAAAAGGAAAUUCGACGGAAUUUGUGCGUCGGCGCAGCAUUGUGUGUCAUAUUCACAACGGUUCUGGUCGUCAUUACGGUCGCCGUGAUUAUCUACCACCCAUUAUUAGGAUACCUUUUUCCGUUACUAGUCCUAGGAGAGAGUGUAUUCAUCAUUGGAUAUUUGUGCUUCAAAACAUCCGAGGUUGCUGCACUUGUCGAUGAGAAGUUCGUGUGGUUUAUGCGCCGCAACUUGGAUUCCUUGACAUCCAAAGGGAAACUCAGCAGUAAAAUGAAUAAUGUUGUGUGCGAGACAUACCGCAAUCCGGGCAUUACGAUAAGCGAUUCCACAACGUAUCACCGCACGCCGCGCCCCGACAAGGACAUCUCCUGCACUUUCGAUCCCACAUUGCCAAGUGGAUCAAAUUCUACGCUGGGGCAUAGCAAUCAAACAUUAUUACAUGGAGAAUGUCCCAGUGACAAUAAUCAGCUACAAAAAUAUACCGGCUCCCAGAAAGGAAGCGAUGGAACAAACGAGGAAACCGUAUCAGUACACAGCAGUACCACGAGUUAUCCUCCGGAAAAAUCUCCCCAUAUUGGCCUGCAUCUGGCAAGCAAAGAUAUCGACGAGUCCUACACGGCCUUCCGUGACGGACAUGCCGCGAUGCCCAACUUCUACCGUCCUCACAGUAGCGCUACGACCUUUGGCGUACCGCCGCCGCCCUCCCCGUGGGGCAGUCUGCCGCAGGCAGGUCGGACCGUUCAGAAGAGUCCAACGUGUUUUUCUAAUCCUGUUAAUGAUCUGCAAGUGACCAAACCCUUUUCUACAUUUGCCACUUUUCGCCCGUCAUCCAAAAACGGUGCACACUGUGCUGAUGCUCUGCAUAACGGGAAAACUGUGGCACGGGCCGAUCUGGAUGAUACCGGUAGUAUAAAGAGUGAGACGACGCCAAUUCCGCCACCGGAACCGUUUCGUACAGCUAACAAUGGAUCACUACUGCGAAGGAAGACAAAUUUACCUGACGUAAUCAGUUGCGAGAGCGGAACUGCGGUAUAGUCAUUGUCCUUGUGAUGCAAAUCUUAAGUAUACUCCGAAUUCAAGUAAUGGACCUUUGCCACUGACCACUGCCUCUUUUUAACGAUAUGUUGAACGAUUUUCUAAUUUUGUUUAUGCGGUUGUAGAUACUUAUCUUGGUGUAAACUGUAAAGUUUAAAAUUAAAAAUCACUGCAACUUUUUAGCGUGACUGCUGUUUUGUUACCGGUAACUUUUACGAAAACGGCGAUAUACAGUACACAAACCAAGGAAAACAAAAGAUCUAUUACCUAUCUUAAGUCGCACACUUGCGUACCCACCCAUCUAAAUACACAGCACAAAAUUAUCUAAUACCGUUAACAUUAAAGGAGAAAAAUAAUAAUGUCUAUCUAAAAACGAGUUCAAAACAAAACUAAAUCAUGUCUAAGACAAAUAAAAUCACGUAAUAACAUCUAU